AGAAAGAGUUGCUGAAAAAGGAAGACUUUGAGAGUUUUGUCAAGUACAUUGGUAACUAUGAAAUAUAUGUGAAAGAUUGGAUAUUUCAGCACAUCCUGAAAAAAAUGUCAGAGGACAAAACUUUGUGCAAACUGAAGAAUAUGAAUCUGAACGUAAUAGUUAAAAAAAAUAGCAGAGGCAAUAGAACAGGCCUCAAAAGGAGAGGAUGGCGUUCUGCUGCCAGACAACAAGGAGAGCAUCACAGAGCUCAUCAGCAACAUGCGCAAAUAUUUGACUAAAGACAUCUCACUUUCAGUGGAGGAUGAAAAAACCACCUUGUUCCAAAUCCAAAGUCCAUGCCAUCCGUUUAUUAACAGCCUCAAGAUCUCAAUAGAGGACUUAAAAAAAGAACUUCAGUGGGAAUUCACAAACUCCAAGGACAUCACUGAAACAUUAAACAAGCUUCCUAUCAAACCACAGGACGAGCUGUUCAAGCAGGUGUUUGGCUAUGGACAUCAGUGUCCAUUUUGUAAAGUUCCCUGUGAGGCUGGAGGCAAAGAACAUAAGCAACAUCAUGCAGCUAUUCAUCGACCACAAGGUCUUGGUAGGUGCAGGGAUCUAGACACUAAAAAGCUAGUUGAAACACUGUGUACAACUGAUGUUCAUAGUGAAAAAAGAUUCUCAAAUGCAGACACUAAAUGGGAGUGGCAUCCUUACAAGUACUACACCAAGUACUAUCCAGACUGGCUGAUUCCUCCAGACCCCACCAUAGAGGCCCCUGACUACUGGAAGUAUGUCCUGGUACAAUACAAUGACAGAUUUUCUAAAAGAUACAAGGCAGAGCCAGCUGAUGUUCCAGAGGCCUGGAGGAGAAUCACAAAGGAACAAGCACUGAAAGGUCUGAAUGAUGCCUUCAACAUGAAGUGAACAACACACAAUGCUGACAAAUAUCUUUAAACAAAACAACAUUUAAUCAUGCAAGAACUUUUCAUAAACAUAUGUAAAGUUUGGAGAAGCCGAAAAGAAUACAGAGCCUGAACAGUCAAGGUAUUCAGCAGAACAGUCAAAUUAAUGAUAUAUAUAUUAUAUAUAUAUAUUAAUGCUGUGCACAGUAAUGAGGUUGACAAUGACAAUGAUAAAGAAAAUGAUAAUGAUGGCAAAAUUCAUAUGAAACAGUUUAGUUUUUCUAUAUUCAUCUUUUUGGCUGUUUGUCUUUCUUCCCCUUUUCAAGUUACAAUAUGCAAUAAACAGUGUGUGGUUUGCAACAAUUACGACGCUGAAACAAACUAUUGAGCAUGCAAGAAAAUGAUGAUGCUAUAGGUUUGUGAAGCACAAAGAUCAUUUGAUGAGAUGUUUUCUUUUCUUAACAUUUGCCUGUUAUUAACACUGUUACUGUGUACCUGAAGAUUGAAUAAAUCAGCAUUAGCUGAAAUGUAUCCAA
Molecule: messenger RNA, 1420 nt
Organism: Lates calcarifer (barramundi perch)
Lineage: Eukaryota; Metazoa; Chordata; Actinopteri; Centropomidae
Exons: 1
Coding region: 259-906 (215 amino acids)
Source: RefSeq, a predicted model, not a curated record